Photinus pyralis (common eastern firefly) is the source of this 2885-nucleotide messenger RNA. RefSeq names its product macrophage mannose receptor 1-like. Lineage: Eukaryota; Metazoa; Arthropoda; Insecta; Coleoptera; Lampyridae. The record is from RefSeq and is a predicted model, not a curated record. Bases 516 to 1940 code for a protein of 474 amino acids. The transcript is spliced from 9 exons.
CGUGAUGUUGUUACUGUAAAAGUUCAUUUUAGCGUAGUAGUUCCGUAUUGUUCACUUCAGUAGGUAUCCAUAUAUUGCGCAAAAAUCGUAGCAAUAAAAUGGCAAAUAUGCAUUCAGUAUCUUAUUUUCGACAGCAUAAUUUUUAAUACAUAGUGCGUUGUGAUUUGUUAAAUUCCUAAAGAAAGUUUGGAAAAGGGUAUUACCGUUACAGGUGUAUUUUAAUGAAAUUUCGAUUAUCGUCAGCUGAUGGUGCGAAAUUUAGUGUAGAAUUGAAAGCUAUGCGGAUAUCAGGACUCAGUAAAAUUAUGCUGUCAAGUUAUUUCGAACUCUAGUUGUAUGAUUAUUUGAACCAAUACGCAAUUGCUAUGUUUAAAUGAACUUUUAUUGUAACUACCAAAGCAGCAAGUAUAUUAUUAACACCCAAGUUCCAGACCAUUGCGGUACACAUCUUAUGCUACUACUCAAACACACCUAAUUUACUAGUGCACUGAAUUGCUCAAAAAUAGUAAAUAAAUAUGAACAAAGUGCAAAGUAUUGGAACAUAUUUUUGUUUGGUACUAAUUUAUUCGUUGUUAACUAACUGCAUGGAAUUCGAUUGGGAAGAUACAAAAGAAUUAAGCUUUGUCUAUCUCAACAAAGAGUACCUUAUCUUAGAGUAUCGUGUCAAUUGGGACGAAGCUCUAAUUAUUUGUCAAACCUUCGAGAACGGAUCUUUGGCUAUCAUUCGCGAUCUGGAAGUUAGAACCUUUUUGGCCAGAUGUUUAGAGGAAACCGCACCAAACGCAGAUACUUACUGGAUUGGAGCAGAACGUCGAAAGAAUGCCGAACAUUUUUUUUGGAUUGAUAACGGAGAACAGUUCGUAGAUAAUAAUUGCUUCAUAUUACGUGGUACCGAUUACAUAAGGCCUCAGGGGCGGGAGUGUCUUUGCUUUUCUCGUAGAAAUCACAAUGAUGGCUUGUACUUUAACCUUGAUUGUAAGCUCAAACGAGCAUUGAUUUGUGAAAGGCCAUUUGAGAAUAAGUACGAUGGAUCUAUGACUACCGCGGAAUGGAUUAUAGUUAACGAUUACAAAUAUGGAAUUUUUUAUGAUAGGAAAUCAUGGUCACAAGCUGUAAGAGCGUGUCAAAAAUAUUACAAUGGGGAGUUAGCUACCUUUCGUAAUACGAACGAAACCGGAAUUUUGGGCAAAUAUUUACUAAUUGGUCGACCAAGUUUGGAAAAUGCAUGGAUAGGUGGACGAUACACGGAAAGUGGCUGGAGAUUUAUAUCAGACGAUGUAAUAAUUCCAGACCACAAGGAUAGCGUUACCCACUUUCCUCCUUGGUUCUUGAAUCAGACACGGCAGAGGGGAGGGUGUUUGGUAUUAGAUAGGCAUCUUGCAAAUGAAGCAGUGUUUGUGGAAACACGCUGCAGCCGGCGCAUGAGUUAUAUUUGUUCGAAAAAAAUUGUACAAACUCCGGAAAAAGUAUAUCACACAUUUAACAAUGUGGAAUAUACGAUAUAUUAUAUAAAGCAAAGUUGGGACGAAGCAUACGAAACAUGUCUUGCGCAUAACACCACCUUAGUGAAGGUCACGCUAGAAGUAAUACAUGCUUUAGUACAUAUGAUGGGGGAAAUGGAUUAUGAGAUCUACCAUGUGUGGAUUGGUGGGCGACUAAACGAAGAUGGAACAAAUUUUGAAUGGGUAGAAGACAAUGAGAUUAUAAAGAAACAAUCUGAAGGUAUAGACUGGUAUCCUCCAUGGUAUGAUACCGAAUUUGACUUAAAAUAUCCUUGUCUAAAUAUGGAUAGAGAGAAUCAUAAUCGUCCUAUGUUCUACGGAGCAGAUUGCGGGCAUGCUCAAGAAUUUAUUUGCGAACGGAAACACACCAAAGUGCAUGCGAGUUUCGGGGUAAUGGAUGAUGACGAUUUCCAAGAAAUCGAAGGAAGAAUGUUUUAAUCUAGGACCCACGUACGAAUCAUACAAAAGUACCUAAUGAAUAUUGUUAAAUCACUCCCAUCAAAAUUUUCUUAAAGUUAAUGAAAAAUGAAAACAUGGAAUUACACUAAGGUUUCCUAAUACUUAUGUUAAGAAAGAAGGAUUUAUAAGAAAUUUGAAGUUAUGAAGUUAGGACAAAUAUAAUUUUUGUUAGUAUGAUGCGGAAUCAUUUUUUGCGCUUUAAAAAGCAACGCUACUGUGCUCUAAUUUUCCAGACUAUAGACUGGAUUUUUGUCUAUUUUGGGGAUGGAGAGCCUUUAUAGGCCUACUGUAAUAUGAAAACAAACAAGUAAAAAGGCCCUAGCUAAGGCGAGCAACUUCAGCGCAUUUUCCAUAAAUUGAUCAGUACUCCCCAAAAGGUUAUAGCUAUGCAUGUGCGCUAUGUUUCUCUUUACUAGAGGCAUAUAUGGUUAAAGUUUCAAAGAAAUAUCUCCAUAAAAUCAUAAAUAAGAAAGUUGACAUUGCGCAGUCUGCACAUGCGCAGUUUAAUCGUCAAGAUUUUCCUUGGCUCGAGUGCCAGAGUUAUACCUACUCUCCCGAAUGUAAAAAGAACGAAUUAAAUAUCUUGAAAACUGUAGAAGUAGUUAAGGCCUCGGAUAGACGGACGGAGGGACAGACGGACAAACGGACGGACCGAGAAAGUGACGGCAAUAGUGCACCCAACUUUGAUGAAAAAUACGCUAAAACUGGAAACGACGACGCGACGGCUACAUCUGGAUAACUCAGAGCUUGUCGAAAGGGACCAUAAGGCCAGUUGCACAAAAAAAAUAAUCCAGGAUUAUUGUUUAAUCCGGUAUUAAGAUAUUUGAUUGGCUUAAGGUAUAUUGCAGUAGGCAACGAAUCAAAUGUCAAAAUUCUUGCUUAAACUCAGAUUUGGCAAAUAAUGUAGGAUUUUGAUUAUAAUUC